AUGAGAAGAUUUGCCGUUUGUUGUUUAAAAAUUUCAUCAAUAAAAUCAUCACCACAAUCCAUUAAUGCUAAUGUUCAACAACAAAAACGUGGACCAGAAUUUCUUAUUGAACCACCCGGAAUAAUUACAUUUAUAAAUGAUACCGGUACGGUAAUUACUUGCAGUGCACGUGGACAACCAUCGCCAAAAAUUUAUUGGAUUUAUGCUACAAUCGCUACAGAAAAUGGCAUUGGUGGUGGUAGCAUGAUGAAUCAUUUAAUACCGGUAGAUGGUCUGCAACAAAUUCGUCAUGAUUCUUUGGCAUCACAAUUAAUUUAUUUACCAUUUAAAUCAAAUCAAUAUCGACAAGAUGUACAUUCAAUCAGGAUACGUUGUAUAGCGACAAAUCAAUUUGGUUCCAUUCAAAGUCAUGAUAUUCAAAUACGUGCAUCCGUACGACAACCAUACGAUAUACAAGUGUAUGAUGAUUUUGUUAUCAAAGAAAAUACUGGGAUAUUACGAUGUCAUAUACCGAGUUUUAUUCGUGAACAUGUUCGUGUUACAAAUUGGCUUCGCCAUAGAGAUGAUAAUGGUGUUGUUGGUGGUGGUAACACUGCUGGUGAUCAGAUAAUUAUAUCAGAUCUAAUUAAAGGUGGCCGUUAUAGUAUCAUGCCUAAUGGUGAUUUGCAUGUACAUUAUAUUCAAAUUGAUGAUAAUGAUCGAUUAUCAUCGUCUUCUUCUUCUUCUUCUUCUUCAUCGUCAACGAGUUUACAAUCAUCAUCAUCA
This is a messenger RNA of Dermatophagoides farinae (American house dust mite), 765 nucleotides long. The record is from RefSeq and is a predicted model, not a curated record. NCBI's taxonomy places the organism in Eukaryota, Metazoa, Arthropoda, Arachnida, Sarcoptiformes, Pyroglyphidae.